Messenger RNA from Musa acuminata subsp. malaccensis (wild Malaysian banana), 805 nucleotides. RefSeq lists its product as uncharacterized. The record is from RefSeq and is a predicted model, not a curated record. Gene Ontology annotation, cellular component: ribosome. Gene Ontology annotation, biological process: translation. Lineage: Eukaryota; Viridiplantae; Streptophyta; Magnoliopsida; Zingiberales; Musaceae. Gene Ontology annotation, molecular function: structural constituent of ribosome.
UCUCGAGAGAGAGGCUAGCGAACUCGUUCCUUUUUUUCUGUCCCGAAGCCACAACGAUGCAGGCGCGAUGGUUCGCCAGCAUCGGUCGACAUUUGCUCUCCUCUUCCCGGCCUGCCUUCGCUGCUGCUCCCUUCCCGCAUCGAUGCCUCCGAUCAAUGGCGUUACCCGUAGAUCCUUCCAUUCGCAAGCCCGUUAUCAGUGACUUCAUUUCCGCAGCUCUCCGCGACCGGCCGCCGGUUUUAGGGUUUCACACUCCCUCUCGUCUUCUUCCGGCGACGCAGUCACGUUUUUAUGCGGUGAAGGAUAGAUCGAGGGCGCCGCGCACGCCAGUUACUUCUAAAGUGAAGAAAUAUAAGAUCAAAUCUUACUCAUCUUUUAAAUUCCGAUUUAGGACCAUGAACAAUGGACAAAUACGGAGAUGGAAAGCUGGAAAGCGGCAUAAUGCACACUUGAAGUCUAAGGAGGCGAAACGGAGACUAAGGAGGCCUGGAAUUGUGCAUGCAGCAUAUGCAAAGGUUAUGAAGAAGUUGAACUUUUGUGCCUAGGACUGACUGAAAGCAUGAUGAUUCUGUUUUGGGAAAGUCCACAUUUCUACCUCAAGAUUAGUAUUAAGCUGCUUGAUGUUCCAUGACUAUGAUCCUAAACUGCUCCCAUAAAGAAUAUGUUCCCUGGCUUUGCCUUAUUUGAAGAGAAAACACAUAAGCUGUUCAAAUUGUCAAAUUGUCUUACUUUUCUGGUACUCGAAACAAGUAACUCUCUUCAGAACUUCUGUUGCAGUACAAAUUUACAGAGCCCUUGAACACCA